Molecule: messenger RNA, 3092 nt
Organism: Choloepus didactylus (southern two-toed sloth)
Lineage: Eukaryota; Metazoa; Chordata; Mammalia; Pilosa; Megalonychidae
Gene: STARD7
Product: StAR related lipid transfer domain containing 7
Exons: 9
Coding region: 254-1384 (376 amino acids)
Molecular function (GO): lipid binding
Source: RefSeq, a predicted model, not a curated record
CCAGCGAGGGCGGAGGGGAGGGGCUGGCCGGUUCGCGGCCCGGGACCAGGCCCGCCUCCUGCACGGCCGCCGCCGCGACCGACUUUUCCUCAGUUGUGGCCGCGGGGAGAUGAAGGGCGGCUCCUGGCCUCGGGACAGGGAGACGGGCUCCGCGCCGGCCAGCUAGAGAGGGUCUGCGGAAGGCCGCCUGCAGCCGGGCGGGCGCGAGGGGAAGCGGCGGCUCGCGGGAGGCCCCGCCGGGCACGCGGCCGCCAUGUUCCCGCGGAGGCCGCCCGCCGCGGUGGCGGCCUGGCUGGCGGGGCGCGCGGGCGCGCGGGGCGGCGGCCUGCUGGCGCUGCUGGCCAAUCAGUGCCGCUUCGUGACGGGCCUGCGCGUGCGGCGCGCCCAGCAGAUCGGGCAGCUCUACGGCCGCCUCUACUCCGACAGCUCCCGCCGCGUCCUGCUCGGCCGGCUGUGGCGCAGGCUGCGCGGCUGCCCGGGCCAUGCCUCGGCCUUGAUGGCGGCCCUGGCCGGCGUCUUCGCGUGGGACGAGGAGCGGAUCCAGGAGGAGGAGCUGCAGAGAUCCAUUGAUGAGAUGAAACGGUUGGAGGAAAUGUCACGCAUGUUUCAGAGCUCCGGAGUUGAGUGCCAUCCCGCAGAAACAAAAUCCCAAACAGAAGGGAAUGAAAAUCCGGACAGCCAAGAGCAGCCAUGGGAAAUGGUGAUGGAUAAGAAACAUUUUAAGCUGUGGCGGCGCCCAAUUACAGGCACCCACCUUUACCAGUAUCGAGUUUUUGGAACCUACACGGAUGUGACACCCCGGCAGUUCUUCAAUGUUCAGCUGGACACAGAGUAUAGAAAAAAGUGGGACGCCCUGGUAAUCAAGCUGGAGGUGGUGGAGAGAGAUGCGGUUAGUGGGUCUGAGGUUCUCCACUGGGUGACCCACUUUCCUUAUCCGAUGUACUCACGGGAUUAUGUUUACGUUCGGCGGUACAGUGUGGACCAGGAAAACAACGUGAUGGUGUUGGUGUCCCGAGCCGUGGAGCACCCCAGUGUGCCCGAGUCUCCAGAAUUCGUCAGGGUCAGAUCAUAUGAAUCCCAAAUGGUUAUCCGUCCCCACAAGUCAUUUGAUGAGAACGGCUUCGACUACUUGUUGACCUACAGUGACAAUCCGCAGACUGUGUUUCCUCGCUACUGCGUUAGCUGGAUGGUCUCCAGUGGCAUGCCUGAUUUCCUGGAGAAGCUGCACACGGCCACUCUGAAAGCCAAGAAUAUGGAAAUCAAAGUAAAGGACUACAUCUCGGCUAAGCCUCUGGAAAUGGGUGGUGAAGCCAAGUCCACUGCCCAGCCCUCUGAGAGGAAGAGUGAGGGCAGUCGGGGCCCUGCCCGCAUCGAGUAUGCCUGAGAGCUUCGGGAGAAGGCGGCAUGGGCUGCUUCUACCCCGUCUCAGUCCCGUAUCACUUUGCUACGGAACGGGGACAAGGCCGUGAAUUAGACGGUAUCUGCUGUGACCACCAGAGCAAGAUAAUUUAGAGACUGGUGUCUGACUUCAUUCAGAGCCCUACUGCUCUUGAUCAAAACAUGGAGAAGAAGAAGGCAUGCAGGGGACAUCGUCAUAGUCUCAGGCCAGGCAUUUUGAAAUUCAGUAUUUCACUGAGCUAAUCCAGAACAAACUUCUCACCUGAAGCCAGAAGGGGACAACUUCCAUUUGCUUCCUCUGAGUAGUUUCCUCUGCCAACAUUCCAAUUCCCACUCGGUUCUGCCAUGCUUUGGAUUUCCUUCAGUUCUGAAUGUGCAACUGGAAAGCGUUGGCUGGUUGAGUCUUCAAGGACAGGUUUUGGGGUGUUUUCCUGGUAACAGGCUGUGGGUGUGGUGGAUGUAAAGGGUCACUGUGCAGUGUAAGUGCCUUGUCCUUCCCUCGUUUCAGUCUCUAGGGACAUAACAUUUGUACAGGAAAUACCCCUCCUCACUUCUCAGAUGUCACUACCACCCACUGACACCCUAACCCGUGGAGGUGUCCUCUGCACCCGGCCGGCUGUUUUAUAUGCACACACCGUAUUCAGGUGGUGCGUUGCCUCCUUCCUGUCUUUGCCCCACUUAGCAAGAGCACUGGAAGCAAAUCCUCUCAGGCAUUUCUGUGUUUUCAGUGGUUAGAAGGAUCAGUGGAGAUGCUGAAAACAGCACAUUUAUAUUUAGUGUUGUGUUUUUAAUCUUUGUAUCAAAAAGAAGGAAUUAGGGAGUUGGAUGGGAUUUCUUUGAUUCCAGUGUUACUUUUCACACUUCAGGUUUGCCUCGAUGCUGAGGACUCGUCCUCUCAGAGGCUGGAGGCAGAGGAGUGGGCGCACGCCUCCCUCCAAGCCCCCAGAGCCAUAGGUCGAUGGGGAGAGGGUAGAUGUGAUCUUGCCCCAAUACUAACACGAUGGGGAUGUGAUUUAUGACCCUCUUGCUUCUCUGAAAAGGUUUUCCUCCUCCCUUCACAGCUGAAAAUAAAAAUAAGCUGUGCUGUUCCUAAGAGGUCAUAGUCAGAUGGUGUCAGCUUGGCUUAGCUGGUUUUCCUUCAGGUCAUGCCACAGUCUGUUGAGAAUAGGGAUCAGUUUUAAAUCUGCUUCCCUUCCUUUUUUUCCUAGAAUUUAAAAGGCAGGAUUUUCCUUUUGUCCCUGCUUGCUAUCCUUUUGUGGCCCUGAAAAAGGGACUUAAACUUGAAACUAACUUAAACCUCUCUUUGACCUUCUUAUUGCCUGUUAAAUUUUGUGCCAAGGAAGUGACUGCCCCAGUGCUUCAAUCUGUUGCCCUCUCUGAGUCGUUGGCAGAGCAGAGAGAUGUACUGAGAGGCCCGUCUUCUUUUCCAUGGUCAUUUCUCUCUUCUGAUCCCCAGGUCCUUACAGAACACUCCUGGGUCAUGUCCAAAUUGGGCACCCACGGUUGUUGGCACGUGGGUGGGUGUGCACGAGGGGGUGUGUGUGGCAGGUACUGAGGAGUCGGGUGUGGCUCCGUGUUCUGAUUCGCGGCGGUUUGACUCUACUUACGGUCCGUCUGUAUAGUCAUGUGUCGUCAUAAUCUCACUCCUAACUGUGACAUUUUUAUCAAACGUGUGAAUAAAUACGUAAAGAUUA